Aureobasidium namibiae CBS 147.97 is the source of this 1047-nucleotide messenger RNA. Its product is annotated as oxidoreductase-like protein. Gene Ontology annotation, molecular function: oxidoreductase activity, acting on NAD(P)H. NCBI's taxonomy places the organism in Eukaryota, Fungi, Ascomycota, Dothideomycetes, Dothideales, Saccotheciaceae. The transcript has 3 exons. The coding region runs from base 1 to 1047 and encodes 348 amino acids. The record is from RefSeq and is a predicted model, not a curated record.
AUGGCAAACACUUUGAAUAACGCCAACAAGGCCGCUUGGCUCACCGAGGCCAAGCAGAACCCAUUCAAGGUUGAUCAUGCUCCCAUGCCAUCUGCUGGUCCAGAUGAGGUCGUCGUCAAGAACAAGGCUGUGGCAGUGAAUCCUGUCGACUGGAAAAUCCAGGACUAUGGCCUGUUCAUUCAAAAUUUCCCCAACGUGCUCGGUACCGAUGUUGCCGGUGAGAUCUAUGAAGUCGGUUCAGACGUCAAGAACUUCAAGAAGGGCGACAGGGUUCUUGCCCACUGCAUUGGUCUUGGUACAGGCAAGCCUCAAAACGCUGGUUUCCAGCUCUUCUCAGCAGUUCCCGCCAUCCUGACCUCCAAGAUUCCCGAGCAAACCUCGUUUACCGAGGCCACUGUUCUGCCUCUGGCUAUCUCGACAGCAGCAGCUGGUCUCUACCAGAAGGGUUAUCUUGAGCUUCCAUACCCGACGGCAUCUCCUAAGUCAUCAGGAAAGGUCAUUCUAGUCUGGGGAGGUUCCAGCAGUGUUGGCUCAACCGCCGUCCAACUCGCUGUAGCCAGUGGCGUCAAGGUUGUCACCACUGCCUCCAAGCACAACCACGAUUACUGCUCCAAGCUGGGUGCCACGACUGUCGUCGACUACAACAGCUCUUCAGUCGCCGAAGACAUUGUUUCUGCCAUCAAGGAUACCGGCGCAGAGUUCGCUGGUAUCUACGACAGUAUCUCUCUGCCAGAAACUUUCAAGCACUGCUUCGAGGUCCUGCAGAAGGCUGGUGGUAGCAAGAACAUGGCCACUGUUCUCCCACCUCCUGAAGACAAGCCCUCCGACAUCAAUGUCCAAGGCGUCUUUGCAAUCACCAUCGCCACCCAACAGAAGGAAGUUGGUGAAGCCGUCUGGCAAAAGUUUGUGCCUGGUGCCAUCCAGAGUGGAGAUCUCAAGUGCUUGCCCGAGCCCUUGGUUGUCGGUCAAGGCCUGGAGAGCGUGCAGAAGGGUCUUGACAAGAACAAGGCUGGUGUCAGUGCUAAGAAGGUGGUCAUUGAGCUGUGA